GAGUGUUCCAAUAGCCUGCGAUGCAUGUUUUUGGAAUGUAAAAGGAAAUCAGAGUGCCCGGAGACAACCCACUCAGGCACAGGGAGAACAUACAAACUCCACACAGGAAGGCCGGAGCCGUAAUUAAACCCUUCAUCUACACUGUGAGGUGGACGUGUUAACCAGUCGCCAGACAUGCUAACCAGUUGCCUAACGUGAUAACCAGUCGCUGAGCGUGCUAACCAGGCGCCCACCAUGCUGCCAAUAUACUGACUGCUUUUGCAGAGUGAAACAAAACACCACAGCAAUUUUUAUAAUGCCAAAAUGACUUGACACACUUAACAUCACACUCAACAUAACUAUAAGCGAUUACAGACGGCUUUUUGUUGUUCCACAAGGAAGCCACGUUGUCACAAUCCACUUUUACAGGCCAAGCCAAAGAGUUUCACUUUAUCAAAAGCUUUCACAUUCCAUCUCCUCGCUGGUGUGGGGCAGAAACCGCCUUUGUAAAAAUCUGGUACAUUGAAUAUUUUUUCACAAAUCUGUACUAUUGAUCAGUAUACCCGUGUGGGUAUUAAUUUUGCUGUUGUGUACAGCUAUUUGCUCUUGAGUUUUGCACUCAAGGACCACACAUGGUACGAGUGCAUCGGCACACUUCUACUGUAUAUGAAUGAAUAUUCAAAUUUAAAAACUUCAUUGCAUACAGUAGGGUAACUCUUGAGAACAAAUCUACCAUCCAAAUAAAUAAGAAUGAGAAAUGCCUGUGUCGGUAAGUCACUGAUGAGUGGUUUCAGAAUUACAGUGCACUCAAAAGCCAAAGGGGGAAAAAUAGAUGACAUGCUGGGCCAACUUGAGUGCGCAACUAAUUUAUCAUUUUGAAGUUUGUGUAGAAUUAGGAGUUUACCCACAAUUGUUCAUAAGUUGUUAAAAACAGAUUAUUUAAAAUGCAUGUCUGUUUGCCGACAACAGGCGUGUCAUGAAACAAAUAUGUGUUCAUUUAAUGGGUCAUAGAAGAAAGAUGUUUGUUUGAGCCAUGCAGCCUAAUUAUUAUAUGAUGGUUUGGAAGUCACGUGAUUGUACUAUCAUGAUGCCACUCUCUUAUUGGCUUUUAGGGGGUCAUAAAGUUGUGUGCUUGUCCGUAAAGACACGGAAACCCCCCCUCAAACGUUAGUGGGUGUUGGUGAUCUUAAAAGGAAAGACAAAUUUCUGGUUUUAGACACACAACAAUUAUGACAUCCUGCAAUAACGGCAUAAAGAAAAUGCUGCCGAAGACAUACCUUCGUAACCAUGUGGCCCAAGAAAUACAUGUUGCACUGAUCCAUUUCAAAGACCUUGUUCCAUCGGUGGAUAAAUACACUUACAACGACGGAACCACAAAGGUCUUGAUGAGUCUUACAGGAACUAUCCCCAUCCUUUUUAAAGAUAUGAGUUACAACAUCCCCAUAUGUGUGUGGCUUGAGGAGAGCUACCCUCAGUCGGCCCCCAUCUGCUAUGUCAAGCCCACGUGGGAGAUGAUGAUCCUGCGGGGAAACUACGUCUCCAGCAAUGGGGACAUCCUGCUGCCAUACUUGCAGGAGUGGAAGCAGGGGAAGUGUGACCUGGUGAGCCUCCUGCAGGUGAUGGUUGCCACGUUUGGAGACCACCCUCCCAUCUGUAUGCAGCCUCAUCUUCAGCCUGCACAAGCAUCCUGUUCGCUCCAGUUCCACAAACAGUCACAGGUGCUUUCUCGGCCGGACGGUAGUUUGUACGUGACUUUAUCAACAGAAGAUGGCCAAUCUGUUCUUCAAGGAAAUGAAACCAGCUGUUAGUUGAUUUCAAAAUUGUUUCUCACUUGCGAAACAUAUAUUAUGCACGGUAUCACAUCAACAUGAUUGAUUACUGUAUUUGUUUGAUUCAUGUCACUUUUUUUCAUUUUAUAAAUGAUUUACAAUGUAAAUUUUAGCAACAUUGAGAUGUAUGGCCUAUAUACACAUACAUUAACAUAGUCAAUAUCACACAUGACUUCUAACCUCUGAUUUUUGGAAAUAAAAGUCUACUUCCCCACCUCUCGUCCCCCUCCCCAUAUGAAACAGCCAAACUGUACUUUUAUUUAGAAUUUUGCACCAGUGGGUGUAGACAAAAUAAACAAACAAAAAAGUAAUUUCUCCUUCCCCAGUAUAAUCGUAAAUAACUUAAUCACUCUGGUUUUAUUUUCAUUUCUCUGGGUUGUGUUAUUUAUGAACCCCCCACCCGCAACCACAAAAAAGGCCAUUUGUGUUGUCCAGAAAAA
Hippocampus zosterae (dwarf seahorse) is the source of this 2248-nucleotide messenger RNA. RefSeq lists its product as uncharacterized. Gene Ontology annotation, molecular function: ubiquitin binding. The coding region runs from base 1209 to 1787 and encodes 192 amino acids. The record is from RefSeq and is a predicted model, not a curated record. NCBI's taxonomy places the organism in Eukaryota, Metazoa, Chordata, Actinopteri, Syngnathiformes, Syngnathidae. The transcript has 6 exons. Gene Ontology annotation, biological process: protein transport; endosome to lysosome transport; protein modification process. Gene Ontology annotation, cellular component: ESCRT I complex.